AUGGACGCGCUCAAAUCCGCCGGAAGAGCGAUCAUCAAGAGCCCGGGAGUCCCGCGCCACACAUGGGGAACUUCUAAACACGAGAAGCUGCCGGAGAACUGGACGGACACUAAGGAGACUCUGCUGGAGGGCAUGGUGUUCAAUGUGAAGUAUCUGGGCAUGACUUUGGUGGGGCAGCCCAAAGGAGAGGACAUGGCCUCCGCUGCCAUUCACAGGAUCGUGGCCACAGCCCGAGCCAGCGCCAAGAAGUUCAGAAAAGUCACGCUUACAGUUUCCCCCAAAGGAAUCGUCAUCACAGACACAGAUACUGCUGACCUCAUAGAAAAUGUAUCUAUUUACAGAAUCUCCUACUGCACAGCCCACAAAACUCAGGACAAAGUGUUUGCCUACGUGUCCCAGAGUCAGUUCAACGAGACCCUGGAGUGCCACGCCUUCCUCUGCCAAAAGAAAAAGAUUGCUCAGGCAGUGACAUUAACAGUGGCCCAGGCCUUCAAAGUUGCUCUUGAUCUCUGGGAAAUAGCUCAGGAAGACAAAAAUAAGAAAUCCGAGACUUGCUCCAGCAGUACCAGUCAGACCGAGUCAACAGAGUCUGCUGCAGAACCAGCGACACCGCACAAGCCAGCACAAAGCGAAGAGAAGGUGCGGAGACCCUUCUUAGCGGCUCUGCUCCACUCUCCUUUACCCCGCAGUAAUCCCACACGCAGGAGACCCAUCAAACAUGACUCAUGGGAUGUGGACGACGGUCUGGAAGAUGCGUUCUCAAGCAACAUGGAGGUGGAGGAGAUGGCCUCUGACUGUUCGAGUCCAAACCACGCCCUGACGAUGCAGCUCUGA
This is a messenger RNA of Knipowitschia caucasica, 834 nucleotides long. The record is from the annotation of a GenBank genome assembly. NCBI's taxonomy places the organism in Eukaryota, Metazoa, Chordata, Actinopteri, Gobiiformes, Gobiidae.